Messenger RNA from Dendronephthya gigantea, 4249 nucleotides. RefSeq names its product SLIT-ROBO Rho GTPase-activating protein 3-like. Gene Ontology annotation, biological process: negative regulation of cell migration; signal transduction. The transcript has 18 exons. Gene Ontology annotation, molecular function: protein binding. Gene Ontology annotation, cellular component: cytoplasm. The record is from RefSeq and is a predicted model, not a curated record. The coding region runs from base 199 to 3237 and encodes 1012 amino acids. Lineage: Eukaryota; Metazoa; Cnidaria; Anthozoa; Malacalcyonacea; Nephtheidae.
UCCGGCAGUCAACAGGAAUAUAAUUUGGUUUAGAAUUUAAACGUUGUUCAUCUUAAUUGUUGUUGAAUUAUCGUAUAUUUUGAACUGCUUUCGGCUAAUUCUUAUUCUUCCAUUGACUUUAUUUAUUAUUGCCUGUAUAUGCAGUGAAAAUGAAGCCGUAAUAAGAGUUGAAUUAUAUCACUUCCGAGACAGGUAAAAAUGGCUACAAAAAAGGACAAAGCUGUGCAGGAUUUUGAGAGUCAACAUAGAGAGCUGAGCAAACAACUUGGAGAACAAUUAAAGUUUUUUGAUGCGAGAACAGAAAGUAAAUUGUCUGUGCUUGCAGACUAUCAGGAGUUUUAUAAAAGAUUGGGAGAAGUUGAGCAGGAAUAUGCCAGAAGCCUUGACAAAGUUGCAGAAAGAUUCCAAGAUAGAUUACGUCAAAAAUUGCAAAGGAAAGAAAGGAUGAAUACUGUUGAAAUUUUUUCACGGAUUCUACAAGAUUUAAAAGCUAGGGCCAAAAUCAGAUUAUACAUGGGUACCCGAUUAUCUGAAAAUAUGGCGAAUAGAUUUUCUACAAUCAUAGAAGAUGUACAAAGAGUAAACAAAAAGUGUAGAGAGACAUCAGUGACCUUGCAAGAUGAAUUUGUGAAACAGUUGAAUGAACUAAAUGAGAAACUCCGUCGCUACCACACAAUGCAAACCGAGAGUAAGCUUGCGGAAACCAAGUUAAAAUCAGCAGAAGGUGCUCAACAGAAGUUGCAAGCUCCCCGAAAGAGGGGGAGUGUAAAGAGGGCAAAAAAUGCUGAUAAACUAAGAGAGAAGUGUCACAAGCGAUACACUGAGACAAAGUUGAAAGCGAUGAGAGCCCGCAAUGAAUACAUUCUUUGCCUGGAAGCAACAAAUGCUUUUGUUAAGAAAUAUUUUGAUAAGGAUGUUUAUGAUAUUCUAGAGUGUUAUGAUCACAAUUAUCAACAAGCAUUUCAGAGAGGGAUAGAUUACUAUUCCGGCAUGGAGAUCCAGGCUUCAAAAUUGUUUCAGAAGGACUUGUCAGCAUUGAAAGACAAUGUCAAAGGAAUGAACACAGAGAAUGAGAGAUUAAGAAUUGCUUCAGAGAAUCCACACACUUUCCAAUUCUCUGAUAAAUUUAUAUUCAUCAAACACUCUGAAGAUGAGGUUUGUCAAAUCACCGCUCAGGAACAUGAUACAUUAGACAAGCAGCAUAACGAUGUUGAAGAGAGAUUAAAAACAGCAAAAUCUGAGACUGAAGAGAUCAACAAAAGUCUCGAAGCUGCUAAAGACACUCUACGGAACACGUACAACAAACUCGACCAAGAACUUAGCGCGGGAUUUAGUAAUGAAAGAAAUGGUGGCACUGAAUCGUCAGCAACCAAAUCAAAUCGGGAAGAAUUAGAAAAUUAUUAUUUGGCAAAAUUUAAGGAAUUGAUAUUGACAAGUUCAGUUCGGGCAAGAUUGCAAGCAAAAUACAACGCUUUUAUGAAAGCUUUAGGCGGAGAACCGGGAAAAAGGCCACCUCAACUCCCAAUUAAACCAACUGCAAAAUCUCAUGCGUUGAUUGCGAGUGCGCAUAAGAAAUAUCAGUUGUUUGGAAGCAAAUUGGAAGAUUAUGUUAAGGUGACUGGUCGGCCUGUCCCGGAAAUUGUCGAGAGUUGUGUCCGAUUCAUCACGAAAUUCGGUAUGGAUCAUCAAGGCAUUUUCCGAGUUCCUGGUUCAAGUACAGAAAUUAAUGAUAUGAAAGAAGCUUUUGAAAAUGGUCGCGAUCCUCUGGCGGGUUUAAAUCAUUGGAAAGAUAUCAAUGCUGUUGCUGGGGUAUUACGUUGUUACUUUAGAGAACUUGAAGACCCUCUCUUUCCGAGAGCUUAUUAUCAAGAAUUUAUCGAGGCCAGCAGAAUUCACGAUUCUGAUGAACAAGCGCGGGCGCUUAAUCACGUGAUUAAGAAACUCCCGGAUGCAGUCGUGCAUAUUAUGAAAUACUUGUUUAAAUUUCUGUCUGCAAUAACAAAAUAUAAAGAACAAAAUAAAAUGGACGCUCACAACUUGGCUGUCGUAUUUGGACCGACUUUGAUCCGUGUUUCUGAGGAGGACGACAUGAUAUCCUCACAGGGCCACUUUAACAAAGUCGUCGAGACGAUCAUUAAGUCUUACGAUGUCGUGUUUGACGGAGAGGGACUGGAUGCGGUUGAUCACGAGGAAGAAGAUGAGGACGAAGGGAAGACUGAGGACGAGCUGAGUCCAAAUGAAUCCGAAAGCGAAGAAGAAGUUGAGCCUCGGGAUGCAAAAGCCUUGUACAACUACAAAGCAAGAUCUGACAAAGAACUCUCAUUUAAAAAAGGAGAUAUUAUUCAAGUAUUUAAACGUUCUAACAAUGAUUGGUGGGAUGGCUGUCUUGAUGGAAAUGAUGGUUUUGUACCUUGUGCUUACGUACAGCUAAUUGAGGAUGAUCACGUCGAUGGUAGCUCUACUGAUUUACGGCACACGCCACAAAGUUUGCCUCUUGACCGCGAUGCUUCACCAGAUAGUGAAACAUUACCAUCACCCUCCUCUUCGCGCUCAACACCCACACAUGUGUCUACGCCAACCCAUGGUCCUACCCCAGCCCAUGGUCCUACCCCAGCCCAUGGUCCUACCCCAGCCCAAAGUCAACUUUUACUACGCCAUCAUGGUCACAAAACAUCUUCACCAGAGGUGAUUCCAGAAGACACACAUUUAUCGUCAUUCACACGAAGCUCAUUCAAACGCGCAAGCUCGCCAUCUAAAUCGCCGUCGAAUUCGCUCGAGCGUUCACGAAGUUUAAAUGAUCGGGCAAGUCCGAAAACGACCGAGGAGGUUACUCGGACGGCGUCGCUGCCCAGAUCUGGUGUGAUUAGUGGCACGUGGGAUCGAAGAAGUCAAAGUGUGGAACCUCUUUCUCCUGUUGAGGCACGCGGUGUUGCCGAAGGUAUGCUUUCUCCGGAAAAGAAACGGGGACCCGCGCAAUUCACCCGUGUCCCACCUCCAGCGCCCAAACCCAAACCAAAACCCAAGGUACCAAAACGCAAUUCAAAUCCUUCAACUGAACUUAUAGCGAGCCUGCAGGCCGGCACAGCAGCUCGGACUGCACGUCAUGACAGUCACGGCGAAGUGUUUGAUCAUGAUGAACUUCCCCCACCACCCCCCUGCGAAGAACGCGAGGUCAUAGGAGGGGAGACGCCUUCCCCACCAGCAUCUCCGAUGGGCAAGCAAGACACUUUUUUGUAAUGGGGCAAUGUAGUUUGGAACUCAUGUUAAUAUGGCCCGGGUGUAAUAUAAACUUUGACUGGAUAGGAGAUAAUUUAAUUGUCUGAAUAAUUUCAAAACCGAGGGCUGUUUGUAUCAAAAACCGAUCACUAGUACCCAUCAGAUAUUGAUUUUCAAAUUGCCAUAGUUUGGUAUCUUACUCAGAAUCAACCUUACCAUUCGUAAAGUUUAUCUUUUUGAUUGUUGAGUCUAUAUCUGUUUUUCAGGUAUUAUUUUCAAGGUUAGAAAAAUCCUUAUGCAGUUAAUCUUGACAGUGAUUAUUUCUAGACAAAUGUAAUCGAUUUCUCCUGACAAAUAUUCCCUUUCACAAUAAUUAGCAAUAGUGUCAUUCAAUCACAAUAGAGUGAGUGAUGUAAUGUUUCCCUGUCAUUUCAAUGUUGUAAAAAUUUUCUCCAUGCCAUGGCAUCAAUUAAUUACUCGUUGUCUUUGACGUAAAAUUAGGUCGUGUCCCUAAAGCUUGAUUUUCAUUUAAAUGAUGAAUUCGUGUUUUAACGGAACAACACAACCUCGUUGAGGCUCGUUCAAAUAUGGGCAGAUUGAAUAGUGAAUACCCUGGGAAAGAGGUUGGUCAGAACUUUGAACUUUGCCGAGAAAAUAAACACUAAUUUUUUAUAAUUACGAUUUUAUGACAACCAGAUUAACCUUUCUGCGGCAAUUUGCCUAACAUUCUUCACUAGUCAGUUCAGAAUGAUAGAAUAGAAUAAUACGAAAAAAUAUUAGAAUUAUCUAUAACAGAUAUUACUUCCUUUUGUUUAGAUCAUUUUAAUGCUUUUUAUGUUAUUCUAUUCUGUUUUUACAUGGAUGCUAAGCCAUUUGUAAUCAUUUUAGUUAGCCCAAGGUUUAUUAACGUGGAUUUAAAUAAUUAUUUUUGAUCAUCUUUUCAGGUGUAAUUUGAUAAUAUUAGGAAUUGUUAUGUAAAAUGCUUGUAAUUAUUACGUUCUGACGAAAAGAAGUAAGAUAAAAGUCAAUAAAU